AAUGCAGUGAUUUGUCAGAGCUGGAGCUGAGAGCGCGGUGCUGACCCAGACUUCCUUGAGGCUCGGCGGUGUCUGCAUCACACUGCUUUGGACAGCAUGAAGGCGCUCCUGAUCACCUGUCUGCUGGCGCUGUGGCUGACGGCGGCCUCGGCCUGGAUGUCUGGCCCGGAGCUGCGCCACAGACCCGGAUCUUUACCCAACGGAUACAUCAGCGAAUAUUUGAAGUCAAGGAGAGCGAGGAGGGCGCUACCUCCUGCUGAUGAGCCGGAUGCAAGCAUUGCACCAAAGGAAAGUGGCGGCGGCGGUGCCGAUUUGCCCACCUGCCUGCUAUGCGUCUGCCUGUCCGGUUCUGUGUACUGUGAGGAGGUGAGUCCAGACAUGACCAGCGUCCCCCUGCUGCCCAAAGAGACCGCCUACCUGUACGCUCGCUUCAACAAGAUCAAGAAGAUCGGGAAAAACGACUUCGGAGACACUGUGACCCUGAAGAGGAUCGACCUGACAGGAAAUAUGAUCUCAGAGAUCGACGACGCCGCCUUCUCCAAGCUCACCCUGCUGGAGGAACUGUCUCUGGCUGAGAACAGACUGGCCAAACUCCCCGCUCUCCCCGCCAAGCUCACCUCCUUCAACGCCAAUGGCAACCUGCUCAAAACCAAGGGCGUAAAAGCCAACGCCUUCAAGAAACUGACCGGCCUGGCCAACCUGUACCUGGCCAACAACCAGCUGGAGGCCGUCCCCUUCAUCCCAGAGAGCGUCCGCAUCCUACAUCUACAGGACAACAACAUCACGGAGGUUAACACAGACACCUUCUGCAAGUCCGACAACUCCUACUAUCUACGACUGAGCCUGUCUGAGGUCCGGAUGGAUGGGAACCCGGUGGUGCUGUCCAAGUACCCUGACAGCUUCACCUGCAUGAAAGUGCUGCCUGUGGGGCGGUACCGCUGAGGAGAACCAAUGUCCCAAAGACUCACUCUAAGGCCUCUGCAGCAGAAUGGUUCUGGUUCGGUUAGUGUUGUCACUUUAACGAGCAGCGACGGGUCCAGCUCGGCUCCCCUCCUGACUCUAAAGAGAUUCUCUUAGAUUUUAAUAAUAAUAGUUCUGGACUGACAGAACCUUCAUCUUAGAUCUGGAAAAAGACCCAGAAUAAAAUAGAAUUUAUAUUAAAAGAAGGGAAAUUUAUUCUGCAUGACGAACACGUCCUGCUCAUUGGAGGAUCCCCGCUCAUUCAAAAUAAACUGGCUCCUUAAUUUACUUCUAAUAAUUUUCCCAGGUAAUAACAGGUGAGUUUUUUCUUCUGGUCUAAUCUAAUUUAAUCUCGUCGUCAUGGUGAUCCUUUGUCAACUGAACAUUUUAAGACGUUUCCCUCUGGAUGCAACGCUGGAUAAAUGAGCUGUGAUUAAUUCAAGCAUCCGACUCGUCUGCAUGGCCUUGCAGACAACGGUGGUGAUGAUGAUGAUGAUGAUGAUGUUCUGUAACUUGACUUCAGUUUGUUUUCUAAUUUAUGGUCCAGUUGAGGUGAGCUGGAGAACAUGUAUCUAUGAACUUCAGUAAUGUGAAAGUUACUCUCUUGUUUUCACUUCUUUUCCAGGUAAAUAAAUCUUUGUUUAUGAUAACUGAUGUGAAUAAGAGGAGCUGUACAGAAGGAGGAGUGUGUAACAUGGCUGUAUUUGAUAUGUUAAUAAACUGUUUUUGAUUACAGUCA
Messenger RNA from Xiphophorus couchianus (Monterrey platyfish), 1699 nucleotides. RefSeq names its product osteoglycin, paralog a (gene ogna). Gene Ontology annotation, cellular component: extracellular matrix. Lineage: Eukaryota; Metazoa; Chordata; Actinopteri; Cyprinodontiformes; Poeciliidae. Gene Ontology annotation, molecular function: protein binding. The transcript has 6 exons. Gene Ontology annotation, biological process: articular cartilage development; bone development. The coding region runs from base 97 to 942 and encodes 281 amino acids. The record is from RefSeq and is a predicted model, not a curated record.